This is a messenger RNA of Macadamia integrifolia, 897 nucleotides long. RefSeq lists its product as uncharacterized. The coding region runs from base 1 to 696 and encodes 231 amino acids. Lineage: Eukaryota; Viridiplantae; Streptophyta; Magnoliopsida; Proteales; Proteaceae. The record is from RefSeq and is a predicted model, not a curated record. The transcript has a single exon.
AUGAAAUCAAAAGUAGCAGAGGCAACGAUUAGGUCCGGUGGGCUCAUCUCUAUCUUGGCCACCAAACGCAUCUCACAAUGGAUACGUUCGGCGAGUUUGACGAGUCGAACCACCGACCCUGCAACUCACUCAGAAGAGUCUGCAAAGGCCGCCGCCGCCGCCGCCGCCGCCGAAGAAGAACUGCUACAAAGAGAGCUAGGAGAGAAGAGCACUAAGGUAAAGGAAGAAAAUGUACCAUUUUCGUCGGGAAAGAUACCUUACAUGCCGCAGCCUACGUUGGACAGUAUACCUGUAGAGCCUCCCGUUAAACCCAUCAACCAACAGAAGAGGAAAUCCCAUACCACUUCCUCCGUGGACGCGAGCUGUGUAGGUGUGGAUGGUUCGCCUUUGUGGAAGCUGGGUGGUGAUGGGGUAGAUGAGUUUGUUGAAUAUUACAAGGAUCAUAAACCGUCUCCGUUAUCGGAAGUUGAAUUCGUCGAUACAAGGAAACCAAUCACUCGGGCCACCGAUGGGACUGCCGACUCCGUUGAGUACGGCCGUGGAGCUGAUGUUAUUGGAUGGAGAGAGGAGCAGCUGGAUACUGCCGAGGAAGCUCUUCAGAGAGCUGUCAGGAUCUGGAAGGAGAACGCCAUGAGAGGGGAUCCUGACUCUCCCCAGUCCAGGGCUCUUCGAGCUUUGCUUGGUGAACUCAAUUAGAAUAUGAAAUGAAAUUUACCCAAUAGGCCAAUACCAUCCAGCUCUGUUUCCAUGUUUGAUCCAUAUAAUAACUUCUCUGUAUUCCAAAGCUUUUAAUGUUUAAGAAGAGAUUGUGUCUAGUAGUUGGAAAUCACUUGUACAAAUUCGUCUUUAUUUCUCAUCAAUGUUACUUACAAUGACACUGUGGCUUCAAAACCCAAA